UCAGACCUCGCGGCUGCUCUGCGCCGCAUCGACGGCCGUGGCUACAAAGCAUACAAGGACAUCGAGGGGCGGUGGCAGAUGGGGGCGCAGCAGGGAGGCUACGUGCUGUGUGUGGACUGGGUGCAGGGAGACCCCUUUGCCAGCCCCAGCAGAUGCAGGGUUGUGGUCCCAGCCGGCACCGCGGCGCUGCCUCCGCAGCUCAUCAGCAGCCGCACCCGCCGCACCGCCGUCUGCGACUUUCUUACCAGAAGCUUUGGGGCAGCGGUGGCCGCCUCGGGCCAGCAUGUGCUGGAGCGCACGUCGGUCCUGAUCCAUGCAGAUGGCUCGGUGGAGGCGAGGUUCACAGUGGCACUGCCCGCUCGGGGGCGCACAGUGCUGGGUCAGUGGGCCUCCUCCAUCCUCCUGCAGAACCUGCCGCUGUAUGUGCACUCGGGCCUGCUGUAUGCCCAGCAGGACCGGCGCGCCCUGCAGGCGCACGUGGAGUGUGUGGAGGACACGCAGGCGCUGCGGGACCAGCUGCCGGCGCUGGGGCUGGUGGCGUUUGUGGGCGACGGCGCCAUCCUGCCCAGGAAGAGCGGCGCCUGCGACGAGCCCAUGCCUGCCGGCGAAGCUGUCCCCUUCCGCUCCCCAGACGCACUGGCAGCCACGGUGCAGCUGCCCAACCGUGGCGCCGUGCGGGGGCUGGGCAUCAGGCGCGCCAGGCUGCUGGGCUGCCUAACGCUCAUUGUGGGUGGCGGCUUCCAUGGCAAGUCCACGCUGCUGGAGGCGAUCGAAGCGGGGGUGUAUAACAAGGCAGGUGGCGAGGUGGCGGGCGACGGGCGGGAGCUGGUGGCCACCGACCCCACCGCUGUCAAGAUCCGGGCAGAGGAUGGCAGGCGUGUGGAGGCAGUCAACAUCUCGCCUUUCCUCUCCAAUCUGCCCUUUGGCAAGGACACCACCUGCUUCCAGACGCCAGACGCCUCGGGCAGCACCUCCCAGGCACGCUCGGCCAACAUCCAGGAGGCGCUGGAGGCGGGGGCGGCCACGCUGCUGGUGGACGAGGACACCACCGCCACCAACUUCAUGGUGCGAGACGCACGCAUGCUAGAGCUGGUGAGCGGCGAGCGCGAGCCCAUCACGCCCUUCAUCGUCAAGCUGCCCGCGCUGGCGGCGCGCGCCGUCUCCUGCAUCCUCGUCAUCGGCGGCAGCGGCCAGUACUUUGAUGUGGCCGACACAGUGAUAUGCAUGGACGCGUACGUUCCCUCCGAUGUGACGGCGGCGGCG
This is a messenger RNA of Chlorella variabilis, 1263 nucleotides long. RefSeq lists its product as hypothetical. The annotation marks the transcript as partial. NCBI's taxonomy places the organism in Eukaryota, Viridiplantae, Chlorophyta, Trebouxiophyceae, Chlorellales, Chlorellaceae. The record is from RefSeq and is a predicted model, not a curated record. The transcript is spliced from 14 exons.